CUGGGCUUUGCUCUUUUGUUCCCAAUUAGCAGAGUAAAGUCUGUAGAUUCAAAAGGCUUUCAAAGGAAAAAAAGAAAAAUCCACUUGCUCUGCUUCUCAAUUUGCUCCUUGUUUUCUCCUCAUGGAUAAUAAGCCAGAGAUGAAAAGGAUAGAGGAUGUAACAAGAUGUCAAGUGACAUUCUCUAAACGUAGGAGCAGCCUCCUUAGAAAAGCUAACGAAAUCUCUGUUUUCUGCGACGUUGAUGUUGCACUCGUUGCCUUUUCCCCCUCAGGCCGCGUUAGCAAAUUUUGCAGCCGGGAAAGGAUCGAAGAUGUGCUUGAACGCUAUGUCAAGCUAGCACCAGAUAAAAGAUAUCAACAUGUAAGGUGUCUCGAGUGGAAGUUACAGAAGAUGAAGCAGCUAGACUGCAUAAGGGGAGAUGAAAACAAGCUGCUUCACCUGGAUAAUCAAAUCAAAAAUCUGGAGCUACAAAUCAAGAAAACUACAAUAGAGCUGGAAAUCUUGCAAACCAAUCUCAAGGAGUAUGAGCUGGAGAAUGUAGAGGGUGCUUCACUUGCUCAAAUCUUGUGGUGUGAGAAAAACCUGAAAGCUGCACUACAAGGAAUCAUGGAUAGGAAAAAAAGGUUGCUGAAUGAAACGUACCCAUCACUCGGGCAAACAAGGCUUCAGAGACGAGGACAAACACCAUUUGCAUACAACUUUCCUGGGAAUCAAGUGCUCAACAGAGCAAGGCAAAACCUGAAUUCCAGGAGUCGAUUUCUAAUGCAACAUAAUCCUAGGACUUGGCCGUACAGCUCCAGGGUUCAUAAAAGUCUACUAGACCAGCGAUAUCAACCUAGAGGGAUAUCAGUUGGUGUACCUGGUGCAUCCAGCAGCUUUGCAUUCAACCCUUUGGCUGCUAGUUUCCCUGCCAUUUACCAACACCCUUCUUUCACUCAGCGAACUGAAAUCCCACCAACUUACCAUCCAAUCCAGCAUCAACCUUUUUUAUGGGAUCCGACUGCUGCUAGUACUCAAAAUUUGCAGUUAGGGGUGUAUGGAAACUCAUCCAUGCAUCAAGAAAUUAUAGGGAAUCCUGCUUUCAAUUGUGUUCCUUAUCAGCCACCGGGAACAUUAGGAACCUCAAAUCUGUACCAACCAAUAAUGCCUGGUAUUCUGGAUCAGCAGCUGGGAGUGCUGGGAAGCUCAUCUGUGCAGCAACUGAUGAGAGAGGAUCAGAUAACACCUGGUAUUCCUAAUCAGCAACUAGGAGCUUUAGGUGAUUCAUUUCCGGAUCAAUCUUUGAUCGGAGUCGGCACGACACCUUAUGCUCAAUUCCAGCAGGCAGGAGUUUUAGGCAGCCCAUCUGUGGGAAGGCUUGCAAAUGUUGAACCUUUAGGACCUCAAAAGAAUCCAACACCAACUCCUUACCAUAAUUACCAGAACAAUUCCAACACGCAUAAGGAUGUGUCGUCACUGCCAUCCACGUCUCAGCUUCAAGUCGAUCCUAAUGAAAUGAACUUGCACUUGCUAGGCAGCCAUAGUUACAAUACUAGUCAGAAUUUGGUUGCAACACCCCUUUUGAACUCUGAGAGGGUUUCCUCUGAACCUGUCUUCACCAAUAAUAUUGGAUCCAUCACCACCCCCACCCACGGAGAUGGUGACAAUGCAAACAACGGCAGGAGUGGUGGUACUAGCAACAGCAACAACGGUAACAACGGCAUUGACAACUGCGACACAAAUGAGAAACAUCCGGCAUGCCUUACUCAAGAGAAUCCACCUCCAGAAUCCCCAACUGACUCGAUGUUUCUUAAUAGCCUUUUAAAUGAGGCUGCAAUUGAAAAUGACACAUCACAACCUGCAGGAAACCAGGAGGACAGCUUCAUAGAUUGGGAUGGCUUUACAUUGGCAGAAAACCUGAACUUGGAAGACUUUGAAAUUAUAUUUUGAGCAAUGACAAAUUUUAGGACUCAGAUUGCAGUUGUUUUCCCUCUGAGCCUUCAGAAUUAGGUAAUGAAAUAAGAUACUGCAAGGAAUAAUGUAGAUCUUGAACUUGACCAUGAUGAUGCUUGUUUCUCAUCAGUGUUUCUUGCAUAAUUCAGUUGAUACUGACUCUCCAAAGAUGCAGACCAUUCAUCAAUUUCAUUAAUUGAAAAAUGUUUA
Molecule: messenger RNA, 2143 nt
Organism: Theobroma cacao (cacao)
Lineage: Eukaryota; Viridiplantae; Streptophyta; Magnoliopsida; Malvales; Malvaceae
Source: RefSeq, a predicted model, not a curated record